AUGGUUCCUAUUCCUGGCGACACCGAGUCGCUCCCCGUUCGCUCUGCGGCCAGCGAGCAGACGAGAUACCCUGCUCCCCUCCAGCUCAGCGGCGCAUUAGACAAGUUUGAAUUUGAUGAAACCACCCCUAUCAUCGGCCGUGAGUUUCCAACAGUGAACAUCGUCGACGAUCUUUUGAAUGCCCCGAAUUCAGACGAACUAGUACGGGACCUUGCCAUCACAAGUAUGUUUCCCAAGCCUCUUCCAGUACCUAAGCACUUUACUAAUAUCUCCCAUCUUUCAGUCUCCCAAAGAGGUGUCGUCUUCUUCCGUGCCCAAAACAACCUCACCGAUGCCCUGCAGAAGCAGCUCGUGCACCGACUAGGUCAACUAGCCGGUAAGCCUGCAGACUCAACUCUACACAUCCACCCAGUCCUCAACAACACCAACGAAUUCGGUGUAGCCGAUGCCGAAGUCAGCACUAUUAGCUCUCUCGCGCGCAAGAAGAUGCAUUUCCACGGCAAGCAAAGCAACAAGCGUCGCUACGACUCCGCGCAAUGGCACUCUGAUAUCCAAUUCGAGCCCGCGCCAGCCGAUUAUACUUCGCUGCGUCUGACCCAGCUUCCAAAGACUGGUGGUGAUACUCUCUGGGCCUCGGGGUACGAGAUGUAUGACCGAUUCUCGAAGCCUUAUCAGAAGUUCUUCGAGGGCCUCACAGCUACUUAUAGUGGAGAUGGCUUCCUGAAUGCUGCUGCUGCUGAUCCAGAGAAGGUCUACAUCUAUACUGAGCCUCGGGGUAACCCACUGAAUAUUGGAGGAGGAUUAACUACUGUUCAUCCUAUUGUGCGGACCAACCCAGUAACUGGUUGGAACAGUAUCUAUGCUGUUGGACCGUUCCCCAAAACUAUCAAUGAGUUGAAUGCAGAGGAGUCGGAGGAGCUUCUUAAGAAGUUCUAUCGGGUUAUUAUUGAGAACCACGACCUCACCGUGAGAUUCAAGUGGAAGAAUGAGAAUGAUAUUGCUAUUUGGGACAACCGAUCCGCUUUUCAUACUGCCACAUUUGACUAUGAAGGUCUUGGAGAGCGAUUUGGUCAUCGUGCUGUUGGCAUCGGCGAGAAGCCUUACCUCGACCCCAAUGGUGCAUCAAGGACGGAGACACUGCUUGCUCAAGAUGCUUAA
Molecule: messenger RNA, 1158 nt
Organism: Penicillium malachiteum
Lineage: Eukaryota; Fungi; Ascomycota; Eurotiomycetes; Eurotiales; Aspergillaceae
Product: TauD/TfdA dioxygenase family protein
Exons: 2
Coding region: 1-1158 (385 amino acids)
Cellular component (GO): cytoplasm
Molecular function (GO): 2-oxoglutarate-dependent dioxygenase activity
Source: RefSeq, a predicted model, not a curated record